Molecule: messenger RNA, 1035 nt
Organism: Aedes albopictus (Asian tiger mosquito)
Lineage: Eukaryota; Metazoa; Arthropoda; Insecta; Diptera; Culicidae
Exons: 1
Coding region: 1-1035 (344 amino acids)
Source: RefSeq, a predicted model, not a curated record
AUGCAGAAUGGAUUCAAGGCCGCUGCAGCAGAUCCUUGCCUCUACAUUCGGGACAAUGGCAAGACAAAAGUUCUUCUCCUGGUGUAUGUUGACAACCUUCUGCUUGCAUCAACCGAUAGUACCGAAAUCAAGAUGAUCGAGAAGCGUCUCAAUGCAGAGUUUGAACUUUCCAACCUCGGGGAAGUGCGUCACUUUCUGGGGGUUGAAGUACUGUGUCACGGCGGCGUGUUUAAGCUCAGUUUGGGCAACUACAUCGACAGACUGCUGAAGUCCCACGGUAUGGAAGAGGCAAAGUCUGCAAAGUCGCCCAUGAACCUCGGAUACCAUAAACAGGCCGAAUCUGAGAAAACAUUUGACGAUCCGACGAGUUACCGCAGUCUUGUCGGUGCGUUACUUUACCUGGCUGUCGUAACGAGACCGGAUAUUGCAGCUUCUGCUGCGAUUUUGGGAAGGAGGUUUAGCGCACCAACUGAAGUAGAUUGGAUGGCUGCGAAGCGUGUGCUGCGGUUCCUGAAGAAGACAAAAGGCUGCUACAUGCAGUUAGGAGGAAUCGCUGAUCAGUCGCUGGUUGGGUUCUCCGAUGCGAACUGGGCUGGCGAUGCUGAAAGUCGCCGUUCUACUUCCGGAAUGGUAUUUCAGUUCGGUGGCGGUACCAACUCGUGGGCAAGUCGUCGCCAAUCAUCCGUGACCCUUUCGUCCAUGGAAGCCGAAAACAUCGCGCUCAGCGAAGCGUGCCAAGAAGCGCUAUGGCUGCGACAGUUACUUCGAGAUUUCGGCGAACCCCAGGAUCAACCGACGGUGGUGAUGGAGGACAACCAGAGCUGUUUAGCAUUCGUACGAUCGGACAGGACGAAUAGGCGCUCCAAGCACAUAGACACCCUUGAGCGCUUCGUGCAGGCGCUAUGCGUCGAGAAGAAGAUUGUUCUGCAGUACUGCUCAACCGAUCGUACGGCUGCCGAUAUAAUGACGAAACCCCUGGGUCCGCUGAAGCACCGUGAGUUUUGCGAAUUACUUGGGCUCAAGGAGGACUCCUGA